AUGUCGGAUCCCGUCAACCUUGCCGGAGUAAUUGGGACCUGGGUGGCCGUCUUCCUCGCCCUAGUGGCUCUGCUCGGCCUCUUACCUGCAUACCUCCUGUACAAGCGGUCACGAUCCGAGAACGCGGCAGCUAUUGCCGCCAUUGACGACCCUCGCCGUACAUUCGUCUCUGGAAUCCACGUCUUUGGUGUCGUCUUGGCACAAAAGUUCAAAAUCCCGGACCUGCGAAGGGCGCCACCACUGUCGGCUUUGGAGACUGCAACCCUUGAUAAUAUACCCAGCGAGAGACUCCUAGGCCCCACGAAGUCCGGAACGGCCUGGAUAGAGUUUGCACAGCUUAUUACCACUGUUUUCCCAGGCUUUGAGCUCGGCGGGAAGAGCCUGCUCUCAUUUGAGCAUGGAGAAGCUCGUCUGCCAGUCCACAAGACGUGGCUGAUUGCCUUGGGCAUCCUCCAUCGUUAUUCUCUACGGCUAGAUCACGGUCUACCGCUCGGCGCAACUGUGGACGCUGCUGCGGAUGGAGGUCUGGUACAGGGAGCAAGGCUCUCGGGUCUAUCUGGGUAUCUUGAUUACCGAGAGGUUCCAUCAAGCGUGUAUCGAUUUGAGGGCAAUUAUGAGAUUUCUUUCGAGAUGCAUCGCUUACCAACUUUACGAGACGCUUUGAUGCGGGACCGUCUUUCGUUCCUGUCACUGGCUCUGCUCUUCAGAGGUUAUGUGAUCAGAGACCAAGGGGUCCUCUUAAAGGGCCGAAUCGCCUCCUGGGUUUCAAGAUCCAGAUCCGGACAGGUCCAGCAAGUCAUCGUCAGGGUCAAGCAGAAGGAGCUCCAUGAGAACUUCUUGAGAGUUCUACCCGGUAUCAACGCUCAAGCCCAGAGAGAAUUCAACCUCGAAAUUGGCCCCGUACCGAAGCAUAUCAGGAAAGAUGCCCAACCAGGAGAGCUUACGGCGUCCGUCUGGCGUCGCCAUGGAUACUGUAGGCUUGGAUAUUGGCAAAAGCAAAGAGAGGAUUUCGAGAUCUGGAUACUCAAGAAAGACGCUUACUACUUUGUGCUUGGCUACCUGGAGCAGGAGUUAAGUCCUUACGGUUUCCUUUUCGAUACACAACAGGACCUCGUUGUCAGGAGGAUGAUGAAGACGAACACUGUUGCGACGCUACUGGAUCUCGCUACACGUUGGUGGCAGAAGCUGCCUGAAGAAGUCUUAACAGAUGCACUGAGAACGAAGAUUCAGACAGGUCUAGAAGAACUGUCACACGACGACCUUCUCGCAGUGCAGUGGAGCCGUCGUGUCAUGCAAGCAAUUGUCUCACUUGAUGAUGCCUUCAGCGCGAUCGCUCAGCAUGAAAGCAGGAAAGCUGGUAGCAGAGGUAUCAUGUGGAAAUCCAUUCGGGCCAUGUACGCAUGCGAUGAGGACUUCCAGCAAAGCAUGGAGCAGUAUUUGAACGGACUGCCUCUUGAAGUCGGAGAAGAUUCCCAGGCCAGCAUUUCCUUUCACGUAGGAGGCGGUACCAUCAACGUUCCUGUGGGGGAUGGAGCUCAGUUUCCCUUUGAUUUCGACCACCUCUUCCCUGACACGAUGAAGAGCCAAGAGCCAUCUGGAGGCGUCACUUCCAUCGCACCAGCCAUCGUGGUCCUUGCCUGCCUCCAGGGGCAGCUUCGGGCGGUCGCAUGGAAAAUGUCUUUCAGUCCCGGCCCUUUAAAGAAGUUGGACAACAAAAUCAGGGACAUCUGUUAUGUUUCCAUGCAUAAAUUCCACUGGUCGUCAUCCCGGUCUCCCUCACGCCGGAGAAGGAGUGGUAGUUCCGGCUCAUGGCGAACGCACGAUGUUAGAACCGAGGCUGAACGUCGCCCUAGCUGGGACUCUAGCCGGCAUGUUUCAGUCCGCAGUGUCAGUAUCUCUUCACCUCGGUCGGUCGACACAACCCAGAGCGGACACCUGGAAACACAAAGCCGGGAAAGUGGAUCUGAAGGAUAA
Diaporthe citri is the source of this 1974-nucleotide messenger RNA. RefSeq lists its product as uncharacterized. The transcript has a single exon. The record is from RefSeq and is a predicted model, not a curated record. Bases 1 to 1974 code for a protein of 657 amino acids. NCBI's taxonomy places the organism in Eukaryota, Fungi, Ascomycota, Sordariomycetes, Diaporthales, Diaporthaceae.